AUGGAUCAGCCUAAUCAAACUAUGCCUACUCAAUAUGUCAUGAAUGAAGUUGGUUCAGCAGCAACAACUGAAGUUGUUAGACCAGAAUUAGUUAAUACCCAACCUACAAAGAAGAGGAAAGCUAGUGCAAGUGGUUCUAGGCAAUCAUCUGCUUGUUGGGAGCACUUUAUUAGAUUACCAGAUGACUUAGUUGAUACACCAACUGUAGCUUGUAAACACUGCCACAAAAAAUACCUAUGUGACCCUAGGACUCAUGGCACCACCAACAUGAACCAUCACAUUUUAAAAUGUGCAAAGAAGCCUAGAACCACUAAUCCCACCCAAACUAUUCUUACAUACCCCUAUGUAGAAGGAUCUAGUUUGGGUCAUGUUAGCUCCAAAUUUGACAAGCAAGCUUGUAGAAAAGCUUUGUCAAUUUUUAUGAUUCUAGAUGAACAACCAUUUAGUGUAGUUGAGGGGGAAGGUUUUAAGUACUAUUCUAAAGUAAUGCAGCCCCAAUUUACUCUCCCAUCUAGGUGUAUGGUAGCUAGAGACUGUUUUCAGCUACACUUGGAUGAGAAACAAAAACUAAAAGCCUUCUUUAAGUCUGACUACAAUAAAGUAGCACUUACUACUGAUUGUUGGACUUUUAUCCAAAAUCAAAACUACUUAACCCUUACGGCACACUUUGUGGAUAACGAAUGGAACUAUCAAAAAAGAAUUAUAAGCUUCACAGUUAUUCCAAACCACAAGGGUGACACGGUAGGUAGGAAGAUUGAAAAGGUGUUAAGGGAUUGGGGAAUUAGGAAUGUGUCUACCAUAACUGUUGAUAAUGCAACUUCAAAUGAUGUAGCUGUAGCAUAUUUGUAUAGAAAAAUAUCAACUAUGAAUGGGAUGAUGGGGGAUGGAAAAUGUUUUCAUAUGAGGUGUGCUGCUCACAUAUUGAAUUUGGUGGUAAAUGAGGGUUUAAAAGAUAAACAUUUGUCUAUUACUAGUGUUAGGGAUGCUGUUAGAUUUGUCAAGUCCUCACCUCAUAGGGCAACUGAGUUUAAAGAAUGCAUUGAAUUUGCUGGAAUAACUUGUAAAAAACUAGUAUGUCUCGAUGUUUCAACUUGUUGGAACGUGACAUAUUUGAUGCUUGAGGCUGCAGAGAAGUUUCAAGCUGCUUUUGAUAAGCUUGAGUAUGAAGAGUUGAGCUAUAGAGAGUUCUUUGGAAAAGGUAGUCCUCCUAGUAGUGAUGAUUGGGACAUUGUUAGAGCUUUUAUCUCUUUUUUAAAGUUAUUCUAUGAAGCAACUAAUGUUUUUUCCACCUCUCAAAGUGUGAGUUUGCAUAGUGCUUUUCACCAAGUGUCUGCGAUCUAUUGUGAGCUAAAGCAAGCUACUAUGAACUUGAAUGGUGUUUUUACAAGUGCGGGUGGGGACAUGAUGGAAAAGUAUAAUAGAUAUUGGGGGGGUGCUAGUAAGAUGAACAAGUUGAUUUAUUUUGGAAUUAUUUUGGAUCCAAGAUACAAGUUGAGUUAUAUUGAGUGGACUUUUAAGGAUAUGUAUGGAGUUGGAUCUGUGUUUGCUACCGGGUUGAUCAAAUCUAUAAAAGAGAGCUUACAAAAAUUGUAUGAUUGGUAUAAGCAAGCUUAUGACCAAAAUCAUAAUAGACAACCUCUUGGUAGUGGUGAAAACAAUGUUUCCAAUGAUGAAACAAUAGUUGGCCGUCCUUCACUGAUGGCUAGAGCCGAUGCUUUUGAGCAACAUUUAGAGGAACAAGACUCGAUUGAUCAACAAAAUGAGCUUGAGGGUUUUUACUCUACUAAAGAUAUUUUUGCCACACCAGUGUUUACGAAUUUGAAGAAAUUUCUUCAGCAGCAAGAAGAGGAUCUUUACCGUCUCAGCCAUAACCUUCUGGUUGUGCUUGAAAAAUAUGGAGUUCAACUAUUUUUUUUUGAAGUCAUAUGUGACUUAUAUUUUGUGACUACUCAAUGGCCAAACAAUAUAUAUUUUGUCUCGUGGAUUUUGAAGAUAUUCAAGCUAGUCAAAUUCUGGUUAGGUGAGAGAGGAAUGCAUGUUGAAGAACUAGAAAGAGAGCUCAAGUUAUUAUUGGAUAGGAUUAAGUUGUCUGGAAAAGCUCUUGAAGAUGAAGGUAUGGUAUUCUCCAUACUCCCACAGAUAAUGUUAUGGCCUGCCUUAUCGAUAAUGUUAUGGUCUGGCUUAGGUGGAAGUGGAAGCCCUUGUAAUUCAAGAACCAAAACUUGA
Messenger RNA from Lathyrus oleraceus (garden pea), 2226 nucleotides. RefSeq names its product zinc finger BED domain-containing protein RICESLEEPER 2. Lineage: Eukaryota; Viridiplantae; Streptophyta; Magnoliopsida; Fabales; Fabaceae. Bases 1 to 2226 code for a protein of 741 amino acids. Gene Ontology annotation, molecular function: DNA binding. The record is from RefSeq and is a predicted model, not a curated record. The transcript has 6 exons.